Messenger RNA from Pelobates fuscus (common spadefoot toad), 7320 nucleotides. It is a transcript of the gene NALCN, whose product is annotated as sodium leak channel, non-selective. The record is from RefSeq and is a predicted model, not a curated record. Bases 445 to 5679 code for a protein of 1744 amino acids. Gene Ontology annotation, molecular function: monoatomic cation channel activity. Gene Ontology annotation, biological process: transmembrane transport; monoatomic ion transport; positive regulation of synaptic transmission, cholinergic. Gene Ontology annotation, cellular component: plasma membrane. The transcript is spliced from 45 exons. NCBI's taxonomy places the organism in Eukaryota, Metazoa, Chordata, Amphibia, Anura, Pelobatidae.
UAACGCCUCUCCAUAACAGAAGAUCCCAGCAGAGUGUUGCUGUGAGACUGAUGAUAGGCAAACAGGCAGCAGGAAGAAACCUGGUAUCAGAGAGCAGCCUCUGUCACUUGCAGUCGUUGCAGUGUGUCAGGCUGCCAUACAAUGUGUGUAUCUCUCUAAUCCAGACCCCACAGCAAGCCGGGCAUCUACAGGAGGGAGACCAACAACCAAAAAAAAACCCCACAGCAAAACAUCUUCAUCAGCAAUAUGCAUUAGAACACUCCAUGAAAGAAGCCAAACCCCCAUGCAAUGAAGGAGCAGGCAGUGCAGUAGCUGCAGAGCAUGGAAGUGAGCUUGCUGUUCCUUCUGUAAUCUAACGACGUCAGCAAAGCAUCGCAGAAAGGAGGCAAGGAGAGGCAGACGGACUUAAGGGAAUAGAGAAGAGCUACAGAAAAACAAAGCGGCAUGAAAACCAAAAGUGACAACAGUAUGUUGAAAAGAAAACAGAGCUCAAGGGUAGAGGCCCAGCCAGUCACAGAUUUUGGUCCAGAUGAAUCUCUCUCCGACAAUGCAGAUAUCUUAUGGAUCAACAAACCAUGGGUUCAUUCCUUGCUACGAAUCUGUGCAAUCAUCAGUGUUAUCUCUGUUUGUAUGAACACCCCAAAGACGUUCGAACAUUAUCCACCUCUCCAGCAUGUGACAUUUGCCCUCGACACGUUACUGAUGUUUCUCUACACAGCAGAAAUGAUUGCAAAGAUGCACAUUCGUGGAAUCGUCAAGGGUGACACUUCCUAUGUAAAGGACCGGUGGUGUGUAUUUGAUGGAUUCAUGGUGUUUUGUCUUUGGGUAUCGUUAGUUUUGCAGGUGUUUGAAAUUGCAGAUAUAGUUGACCAGAUGUCUCCUUGGGGAAUGCUGCGGAUUCCACGUCCUCUAAUAAUGAUAAGAGCGUUUCGUAUUUAUUUCCGAUUUGAGCUACCAAGAACCAGGAUAACAAACAUUUUGAAGCGUUCUGGAGAACAAAUUUGGAGUGUGUCAAUAUUUUUAUUGUUUUUUCUACUUUUAUAUGGAAUUCUUGGAGUUCAGAUGUUUGGAACAUUUACCUAUCACUGUGUUACAAAUGAUACUCAACCUGGGAAUGUGACAUGGAACAAUUUAGCCAUUCCAGAUACUCACUGUUCGCCAGAAGGAGAAGGUUAUCAGUGUCCCAAAGGCUUUAAGUGCAUGGAUCUUAAUAACCUUGGACUGACCAGGCAAGAGUUUGGCUACAGUGGCUUUAAUGAGAUAGGAACCAGCAUAUUUACAGUUUAUGAAGCAGCUUCCCAAGAGGGAUGGGUUUUCCUCAUGUAUAGAGCAAUUGACAGCUUCCCCAGAUGGCGUUCCUACUUCUAUUUCAUUACUUUAAUCUUCUUUCUUGCCUGGCUUGUUAAGAAUGUCUUCAUUGCUGUGAUUAUUGAAACCUUUGCUGAAAUCAGGGUGCAAUUUCAACAAAUGUGGGGAUCUCGUAGCAGUACUACUUCAACAGCAACCACUCAGAUGUUUCAUGAGGAUUCAGCAGGCGGAUGGCAACUAGUGGCUGUAGAUGUGAAUAAGCCCCAAGGCAGAGCUCCAGCAUGUCUACAGAAAAUGAUGCGAUCCUCCAUUUUUCACAUGUUCAUACUGAGCAUGGUUGCUGUGGACGUAAUCGUUGCUGCAAGCAACUAUUAUAAAGGAGAGAACUUUAAAAGACAAUACGAUGAGUUCUAUCUGGCCGAGGUGGCUUUCACGGUGUUGUUUGACUUGGAGGCCUUGCUAAAGAUCUGGUGUUUGGGUUUCACUGGAUACAUUAGUUCAUCUCUUCACAAGUUUGAACUUUUACUUGUUGUGGGCACUACUCUUCACAUUUACCCAGAUCUUUACCAUUCCCAGUUCACUUACUUCCAGGUACUUAGGGUAGUACGGCUUAUUAAAAUAUCCCCUGCCCUAGAAGAUUUUGUGUAUAAAAUAUUUGGACCCGGUAAAAAAUUAGGCAGCUUGGUGGUAUUCACUGCCAGUCUAUUAAUUGUCAUGUCAGCUAUCAGCCUCCAGAUGUUCUGUUUUGUGGAAGAGCUUGACAGAUUCACAACUUUCCCAAGGGCAUUCAUGUCAAUGUUUCAGAUUCUGACACAGGAAGGAUGGGUAGACGUCAUGGAUCAGACUCUCAAUGCUGUAGGGCAUAUGUGGGCUCCUGUGGUAGCGAUUUACUUCAUCCUGUAUCAUCUUUUUGCUACUCUGAUUUUACUCAGUUUGUUUGUGGCGGUUAUCUUGGACAACCUUGAGCUUGAUGAAGAUUUAAAAAAGCUUAAACAGCUAAAGCAAAGUGAAGCUAAUGCUGACACCAAAGAAAAGCUACCCUUGCGUCUACGUAUCUUUGAGAAAUUUCCCAACAGGCCACAGAUGGUAAAGAUCUCUAAACUUCCUUCUGAUUUUACUGUUCCCAAAAUAAGGGAGAGUUUUAUGAAGCAGUUUAUUGAUCGUCAGCAGCAAGAUACUAGCUGCUUACUGAGAAGACUUCCAUCAGCUUCUUCGUCUUCAUGUGACCACUCCAAAAGAUCUGCAAUUGAGGACAAUAAGUACAUUGACCAAAAGCUUCGAAAAUCAGUUUUCAGUAUCCGAGCAAGAAAUCUUCUGGAAAAAGAAACAGCUGUGAAUAAAAUCCUCAGAGCGUGCACAAGGCAACGCAUGCUGAGUGGAUCCUUUGAAGGACAGCCUGCAAAGGAGAGAUCAAUUCUUAGUGUGCAACAUCAUAUACGACAAGAAAGAAGAUCACUAAGACAUGGUUCAAACAGUCAGAGGAUCAGCAGGGGAAAGUCUUUGGAAACGCUGACACAGGAUCACUCGAACACAGUGAGGUACAGAAAUGCACAGAGAGAAGACAGUGAUAUUAAAAUGAUCCAGGAAAAAAAAGAACAAGCAGAAAUGAAAAGGAAAGUGCAAGAAGAGGAACUACGGGAAAAUCAUCCAUACUUUGAUAAACCACUUUUUAUAGUUGGUCGUGAGCACAGGUUUAGAAAUUUUUGCAGAGUGAUUGUUCGUGCACGAUUUAAUGCCUCAAAAACCGAUCCUGUUACAGGAGCAGUGAAAAAUACUAAAUAUCACCAACUUUAUGAUUUGCUUGGGCUGGUCACAUAUCUUGAUUGGGUUAUGAUUGUAGUUACCAUAUGUUCCUGCAUAUCUAUGAUGUUUGAAUCGCCCUUCAGAAGGGUAAUGCAUACCCCCACUCUACAGAUUGCAGAAUAUGUCUUUGUGAUAUUCAUGAGCAUUGAACUGAAUCUGAAGAUUAUGGCAGAUGGCUUAUUUUUCACUCCAACAGCUGUCAUAAGAGACUUUGGAGGAGUAAUGGACAUAUUCAUAUAUCUUGUGAGUUUGAUUUUCUUAUGCUGGAUGCCCCAAAAUGUACCAGCAAAAUCUGGAACCCAGCUUCUAAUGGUGUUGCGUUGCCUGAGACCUCUCCGAAUAUUUAAGCUGGUACCUCAGAUGAGAAAGGUUGUGCGUGAACUUUUCAGUGGAUUCAAGGAAAUUUUUCUGGUAUCUAUUCUUCUCCUGACAUUGAUGCUAGUGUUUGCAAGCUUUGGCGUUCAGCUUUUUGCAGGAAAACUGGCAAAGUGCAAUGAUCCCCAUACCCUCACCAGGGAAGAUUGUCAUGGAAUAUUUCGAAUAAAUGUCCUUGUUUCUAAAAAUCUAAAUUUGAAACUAAAACCAGAGGAAAAAAAGCCAGGAUUUUGGGUUCCAAGAGUCUGGGCUAAUCCUCGUAAUUUUAAUUUUGACAAUGUGGGGAAUGCAAUGCUAGCUUUGUUUGAAGUACUGUCUUUGAAAGGAUGGGUGGAAGUUCGAGAUGUUAUCAUACAUCGUGUUGGACCAAUACACGGGAUAUAUAUUCAUGUUUUUGUGUUCCUUGGCUGUAUGAUUGGCCUGACUCUCUUUGUUGGGGUGGUUAUUGCAAACUUUAAUGAAAAUAAGGGUACAGCUUUGCUGACUGUUGAUCAAAGGAGAUGGGAAGAUCUAAAGAGCAGACUCAAGAUAGCUCAACCACUUCACCUCCCCCCUCGUCCAGAUAAUGAUGGCUUCAGGGCACGAAUGUAUGAUAUAACACAGCAUCCAUUUUUCAAGAGGACCAUUGCAGUACUUGUCUUGGCACAGUCUGUUCUUCUUUCUGUGAAGUGGGACGUUGAUGACCCAGUAACGGUUCCUUUGGCAACUAUGUCAGUGGUGUUCACCUUCAUUUUUGUUCUAGAGGUAACUAUGAAGAUAACUGCAAUGUCACCAGCUGGAUUUUGGCAAAGUAGACGAAAUCGAUAUGACCUUCUUGUUACUUCACUAGGUGUUAUUUGGGUGAUCCUUCAUUUUGCCUUACUGAAUGAAUAUACGUACAUGAUGGGUGCAUGCAUAAUUGUCUUCCGGUUCUUCUCUAUAUGUGGAAAACAUGUCACCCUUAAGAUGCUGCUGUUGACUGUGGUUGUCAGCAUGUACAAGAGUUUCUUCAUCAUCGUUGGCAUGUUUUUGUUGCUUCUCUGUUAUGCUUUUGCCGGCGUGGUUUUAUUUGGCACUGUGAAAUAUGGUGAAAAUAUAAACAGGCAUGCUAACUUUUCAACUGCGGGAAAAGCUAUCACUGUGCUCUUUCGAAUAGUGACAGGAGAAGACUGGAAUAAAAUAAUGCACGACUGCAUGGUACAGCCACCAUUUUGCACUCCUGAUAACAGCAGAUACUGGGAAACAGACUGUGGGAACUAUGCUGGGGCACUUAUGUAUUUCUGCUCCUUUUACGUCAUCAUUGCUUAUAUAAUGUUAAACCUUUUGGUUGCCAUCAUUGUGGAAAAUUUUUCCUUGUUUUACUCCACUGAAGAAGACCAGCUAUUAAGCCCUAACGAUCUGCGACAUUAUCAGAUAAUAUGGAACAUGGUUGAUGAUAAACGAGAGGGUGUAAUUCCUACAUUUCGUGUUAAGUUCCUCCUGAGGUUACUACGUGGAAGAUUAGAGGUAGACCUGGACAAGGACAAACUUCUGUUUAAGCACAUGUGCUAUGAAAUGGAAAGGCUGCAUAGUGGAGGAGAUGUUACCUUCCAUGAUGUGCUCAGUAUGCUUUCAUACAGAUCAGUGGAUAUUAGAAAAAGCCUGCAGCUGGAGGAGUUGCUGGCCCGGGAACAGCUGGAAUACACUAUAGAAGAAGAAGUAGCAAAACAAACAAUAAGAAUGUGGCUUAAAAAAUGUCUGAAACGUAUUAGAGCAAAACAACAGCAAUCAUGCAGCAUUAUCCAUAGCCUCAGGGAGAGCCAGCAGCAAGAGUUGAGCAGGUUUUUGAACCCUCCCAGCAUUGAGACAACCCAACCAAGUGAUGAUAUGAAUUUAAAUAACCAAGAUAAUGCACAACCAGAAACAAGUAGUCAACAGCAGCUGCUAAGCCCAACUCUUUCGGAUCGAGGUGGCUACCGUCAGGAUUCACUUGAAGCUGGUAAACCUCAAAGAAAAUUUGGACAAUGGCGUUUGCCAUCUGCACCAAAGCCUAUAAGUCAUUCCGUGUCAUCUGUUAACUUGAGAUUCGGAGGUCGUACAACAAUGAAGUCAGUAGUGUGCAAAAUGAAUCCUAUGUCUGAUGCAGUCUCCUGUGGUUCAGAGGUCAAGAAAUGGUGGACAAGGCAACUUACAGUGGAAAGUGAUGAAAGUGGAGAUGAUCUUCUUGAUAUGUGAGGACAAAGCGAAGUACAUCGCAUCACAUUUUUAUACUGCUGAAAGAAAGAAAAAAACACACCGAAAGGAAAAAGUACCAAAACUAGUAAAUAAUAUGAAGUUAUUUUAUAUGAGAAACAAAACCUCCGAAAUAUAUAGAGGUCAUGUGCUAAAUUGGAAAACAUUUUUUACAUUCUGAUAAAGAAGCAUUGGACACAGGCUGGCCGAUAAUAUGUAUAGUUUUCACUGGUGUAUGCAGUCUGAAGCCAAAUCAUGCCCCUCUGGAAAAAAUGGAGGCAACGUGACCUUGUCAGAAGUUUGUAAUCUGGGUAACCAAAAAAUACAGAUUUUAUUUAUACUUUUGUUAAGGUAAACUUUCAUAAAUGAUAGGCUGUGUUUGUGUGAAAAAGAAGGGUAUUUUAAUGCCAUAAUUGAUAUAAAAGGGGCACUCCAAGAAGCAUAACCAUAGGCAGUAAAUGUCGGCAUUUAAAUUCCUGAUUAUGUUAUUUUUGAAUCCUGGGUCCCGAACUCCACCGUUUUUUUUAAUGUAAUUUUUGGUCAUUACAGUUUCCAUGUUUAGCUGCCCAAGUACGUGUGCAAAAUAAAUAUGCGGUGCCUGCUUACAUCAUGAAUGUCAGCCUCCUGAAGUUACUAGAGGUAUUCUAUGAGUGCACAUGUGUGUACACAGCACUGUUCCCCUGUCCUGCUUAGAGUGCAGUGUCUGCAUGUUCUCUGAACUAAUAAACUUUCAGAUACAAAUCCUAGCUGCUCGACCACUUGGCUGGCUGAAUGCAAUACAUUAGUGGGUAACUGGUGGAGUUUGCCCAGGAUUUGCUAAAAGUAUGAUAAUAACAGGUCCAUUACAGCUUCAUUGCAUCAAAACCACUACAGAAAGCUGUAGUGGUUAUGGUGCUUAGGAUAUCCCUUCAAGAUAACAUCGUGUUUGGAUUACAAGUUCCAAAUAUAGGUCAUAUAGCAAAUAUACAGAAUAUGGCAGGGAACACAAACAAUGCCUUUCUAGAGAGAAUUUACAGGCAAGGCUUGGCAACAAAAACAAAAAUGUUUUACAAAUAGUCUUUCAAUUUUUCAAGUUCAAUUUUGAUGCACUGUGUGUGCACAGAAUGCAUAUACUUUUUAACAUAUUCACCGCUAAAACAUUUUUAUCACAGGUGUGUACAUGCAGAAGUGUAUAGAUCAUAUUAAGCAAUACAUAUUUUUCAUUCUUUCUUAGCAUGCGUGUGUAAAAAAGAGUUUCACUAACAAGAAAAUGUGUAUCAUGGACCCUUUUUCUUAUUCAUACCUAUUAUAUGUGCGAUAUUAUAUGUGACACAUUUUUAGAUAUUUGGAGGCUUGUUUUUUUAAGUUGCAACUUCUUUGGUGUAAUUCAUGUAAGAAUUUGUUGUACAGGCCAAAAACCAGGACAUUUUACAUACUUACCAUAAUUUUCUCUUCCUGGCUAGUAUCCAUGUCACCAUCACCUAUGGGUGAGCUUAACACUCUUUCCUCUCAGCUGAUUAGGUCAGGAAUAUUCACAUUUUGAGUAAGGUUUUUACAAGGUAGGAAGAGAAACGUUGAUACUGACAUGGAUACUAGCCAGGAAAAGAAAAUGAAAGUAAAUAUGUAAAUUGUUCUGUUUUCCUGGCUAAUCCAUGUCAGCAGCAC